Molecule: messenger RNA, 1794 nt
Organism: Funneliformis geosporum
Lineage: Eukaryota; Fungi; Glomeromycota; Glomeromycetes; Glomerales; Glomeraceae
Source: the annotation of a GenBank genome assembly
AUGACUCGACUCGAUAUCGUUAAAAAUGGUGAUAAAAAUAAAAAGCUUAAAACGAAGAGAAAGCCUCGCAAUGAUAUAAAUUUCAAGAGUUUACAAUCAAUUCCGAUUCUUGAUGGCAAGCAACCCGAUAAAAUUUCUAAAAAGAAUUUUACUGGCUUUAAGGUUAAAGCCAACCAAUUUAAAAGUAAAAAGAAUUCUUCUACCAUAAAUCUUUAUAAACAAAAACAACAGUCUCCGGAUACGACUAGUUUAAUUACCGAGCAAGAAGAAAAUCAACUGUAUUCUUUAAAUAUUUCCGGUUUAGUUUCUACUAAUCAACGAGAGAUUAGUGAAGGACCUUUUCCUCAAUAUGAACCUCCCUCGGGGUGGAAAAAAUUGGAAACAAGUGAAAUUUCAACAUUUGAUUUUAAAAAUGUUCACAAUGAAGACAAUGAAUUAUGGUUAUUUAAAAUUCCUCCAAAUAUUUCAAAGUCGGACCUUCAAGGGCUAACUCUGAAACUUCCUACGGGAUUAUCCCGAAUCCCAACAAAAGUAGCAACUAUACAACAAGAAUUACAAGAACAUUUAUAUAAAAAGAAGAAUUCUGAAUCAGCAGAGUAUCAUGUUUACGAGAUGCCUAACGAUGAUGAUAUUUCUCAAGAGAAUGAAAUGGGCAAAGGGAUUAUCAGAGAAUUGAGAGCCCCACAUGAAACGAUCUAUAAACAAAUGAAAGGGUUGGAAAUAUUAUUACCAUGCCACGAAGCUCAAGGUUUACUGCUCUCGCAUAAAAAACCUACACGCUACUUUAAUAUAUGUCGACCUGUUAAUCCACCUGAUUCGAAUUCAAACAUUGAUUCGAUUUUGGCGAAACGACGAGAUACCAUCAUUCACCCACCAGAAACGUUUGUUCCAAGAUAUACCACCACGUUCCCUGAUUACUCUAAAAAACACAUGAUCGAGGCAAAUGCCGCUAAAGAAAAAUUUCGAAAUAAAAUGAUGAAUGAAUGGAAAUUUCCAAAGUGGCAACAACAAAUUAAAAAACAUGAGGAAAUGGUAGAAAGCUCUUACAGGGAAUAUAAAAAAAAAUGUAAGAUCGCGGUGAACCAAUCGAAAAGGAAAUUUGCGAAAGAGGUCAAAGAUAAGAAGGGUUGGGAUGUUUUAGGGAUAAAGAAGAGGAAAACAUCUUCAAAUGGUGGUAACAUGGAAGAUGGUGAUGGCAAUAGUUCAACGGCGUCAUCAAGUAUUGAAAGCGAGGAGAGACUUCCCAAUAAAACAAAGAUUUUGGCUGACCUCAAACGUCAAAGAAACUUUGAACACGAGGAUCCAGAUAUAGAUUUAGAGAUAUUCGAAGAAGUCGCAGAAGAGGAAAUGGCUUUUGUGCAACUUGCUCAAAACCAAAUCUAUCAAAGGAGACGAACAGUUAAAGAAGCACGAGAGGCGGAAAAAAUGGCAUCUGUCACAUGGGUCCCCGCUUUAGUUAAUUAUCCGACAUAUAAACCGCCAGAAACCUGGUGGUCAAAAACUUAUGACAAGAUCUUUGACGAAACAUCAAAAACUAAGUUUAGACCGAAAUUAACCAAAUGGAAAUAUACAUUAGAAGAAAGGUUGGAAUAUUAUAGAAGACAUGGUUGCGAACCUCCAUCAUACGCCGCAGCAGGGACGAGAGGCCAUAGGAUUGAAAUCAAUUACGAUGGAAUUGAGGGAAACCUCGAAAUUCCUAAAUUGAACUCAAAAAGAAUACUUCCACCGCCAUCCCCUGGAACAACGGGUCAUCUUCGACCUUGUGUCGAGCUGAUCGAUAAUUCUAAAUGUUAA